Messenger RNA from Chelonia mydas (Green sea turtle), 2385 nucleotides. Its product is annotated as olfactory receptor 5C1-like. Bases 1453 to 2385 code for a protein of 310 amino acids. The transcript has a single exon. Gene Ontology annotation, cellular component: membrane. Gene Ontology annotation, biological process: G protein-coupled receptor signaling pathway. Gene Ontology annotation, molecular function: olfactory receptor activity; G protein-coupled receptor activity. The record is from RefSeq and is a predicted model, not a curated record. Lineage: Eukaryota; Metazoa; Chordata; Testudines; Cheloniidae.
CUCUCCGCACUGACCCCCAUUACCUCCUCGCUUGCUGAGCCCAUCUCUGCUUCGGGGGCUGGCCAGCCAGUCACUGGGAGCCAGGACUCCUGGGUUCUCUCCCUGGCUCCGGGAGGGGAGUGGGAUCUAGUGGGUUGGAGCAGCGGGGGCUGGGAGCCAGGACUCCUGGGUUCUCAGGGGCGAAUCCCUCCAUGCUUUGCCCAUAAAGGGCUCCCAGCCCAUCCCAGUCCUUCUCUCUCUCUCAGCCGGAGGCAAUUUUCCUUCCUUCUCUUCAGCUGUCCCCCUUUCUAAUCCCUGCCCUGCUCGGAGGAUCCCCCCAUCCUGUUACCCUGUCCCCCUCGGUACCUCUCAGCCCCGGCCCCUCCUGCUAGUUCUUCCCUCCUCUCCCAGGCCUGGCGCUCCUCCCCGAGCCCCCCUCCCCAGGCCGUGUGUCUCCAGCUCAGUCUGGGCUGGAGGGAUCAGUGUUCAGGAUGGGGGGGGCCCCCCAAGCUGUCUGGACCGUCCCCCUCUCUUAUCUGCUCUGACUGUGCACCCCCAAUCAUCGCACCCGGCCCUUGGGGCUCUCAGCCACCAACCCCCACCAGGUGUCCCCAUCCCAUCGAGGGGCCAGGCUGGGGACUGUGUCCCUCCACACUUUAUGGGGAUGUGUAUUAUGGUACCGCUUGGAGGCUGCACAUGAAAUCAGGGUCGGGGGGUGACACUGAGCGCUGCCCAGAUCAGAGCCCCCCUUGUGCCGGGCGCUGCCCAGACCCCAACCAAGAUCAGGGCCCCCCAUUGUGCCAGGCGCUACCCAGACCCUGACAGAGAUCAAGGCCCCCCGUUGGGCCGGGCACUGCCCAGACCCCAACCAAGAGCAGGGCACCCUCUUGUGCCGGGUGCUGCCCAGGCACACACUGAGAGACCGGCUCUGCCCUGGAGAGCUCCCAGUCUAAAUGCACCAGGGGAAGCAGAGCCCUAGAGUUGUGAAGUAACUUGCCCAGAGUAACCCAGCCGGUCAGUAGCGGAGCUGCGAAUAGAACCCAGGAGUCCCAAGUGCCGCCACAUUCCCACGCUGCCUCCGGGUCCCUCGAUCUCCUCUCCCUGCCCCAGGCAUCUUUGCAGCUCCCUGCAGCUCAGUAGCGCCUGCAGGUUUAAAUCACCGCCCCCUCUUUCCAAAGGGAAUGCCGUGAACCCCGCUUUCCUCACCAAUGCCUUUCGCCUGCCAACGUCCCCAAAGAGUGUUUGGACGUUGGCUUAUUCUUUGCUUCGUCGCCUAAACUGUUGUGUGGCGUUAUGUGUGGCUGUUCCCCAACUGCUCCGCCCCAAAGGUGGCUGCAUCUCCGUGCCAGGCCAGCCCUCCCCAAACACCAGACCCUUGACACUAGGAGCAGUACCAUCCCCACCCUGGGCUGAGGGCACUGGCAGAGGGGCAGGCUCUCACCCACGCUCUCUCCCCACAGAUCUGUGCCCCCCAUGGCCGGGCCAAACCGGACGGUGGUGACUGACUUUCUCCUCGUGGGCUUCCCCUCCCGCCGAGACCUAAGUCUGCUGCUCUUCUCGCUGGCAUUGCCCGUCGUCCUGCUGGGCCUGGCAGGGAACCUGGGCCUGGCGGUUCUGACCCGGGCCGAGCGCUCCCUCCACACCCCCAUGUACUACUUUCUCAGCCACUUGGCGCUGCUGGACCUCUGCUCCUGCUGUGCCGUGGGCCCCGUCAUGCUGUGGGGCCUGCUGGCCGGCUGGGCUGCCCUCCCUGGCCCGGCCUGCGCCCUCCAGAUGUUCCUCUUUGCCUCUGCCACGGAUGCCGAGUGCUGCCUGCUGGCCGCCAUGGCCUACGACCGCUAUGCUGCCGUCUGCCGCCCACUGCACUACCAGGCCGCCGUGCCGCCCUGCCUCUGCCGCGGGCUGGUGCUGGGCUCCUACGCGGCCGGGGCGGCCAGUGCGGCCGUGCACUCCGGCCUGGCCUUCCGCCUUCCCUUCUGCCGCAGCCGCGCCCUCGACAGCUUCUUCUGCGACAUCCCACCCGUGCUGGAGCUGGCCUGCGCCGACACCAGCCUCAACCAGGCCCUGCUGCUGGCCAUCUGCGGCGCCAUCCAGAGCGUCACCCUGCUGGCCAUCCUGGCCUCCUACGGGCUCAUCCUCGGGGCUGUGGGGCGGGCGGGCUUGCGCCGGGCUGCCUCCACCUGCGGCUCCCACCUGGCAGCUGUGGCCGUGCUCUACGGGACCCUCAUCUUCAUGUACCUGCGGCCCGAAGGCAGCUACGCCGCACAGGCUGACAAGAUGGCUGCUGCCUUCUACACCGUGGUCAUCCCCACCCUCAACCCCGCCAUCUACAGCCUGCGCAACGCUGACAUCAAGGGGGCCCUGGCGAGGCGGCUCCUGGGUGGGCGCCGCGUCUGGGGGGGCUGA